CAGGCCAAUAUACAUUGCCAGAUUUGGAUUUUCUGCUGCCCGACAACUUCUACAAGCAGUACUUCCGCAAGGUUGGCUUGUCGACAGCAACGGUCGCUUUCGUGCCUGGUGGUCAGAGAGCGCGCGCAGUAUCUACGACAAGCGCACUUUCUGCCUCGUCAAGCAAUAUGCGGAGUACAGCAAACUGCCGAUGAACACGACGGCUUCGCUGCAUGAAAACGUGCUGGACAACGUUGCUGUUCAAAUUGCACACACGGUCUACACCAACAUCCUGAAGUACAGUCGGCCUCCAUUCGUGGGUCGCGAGGCACAGUGGCAUUUUGGCGACAAUAACAUGACUGCAGAACAACUGUUCUUCUACGCUUAUGCAUCGAAUAUGUGCUCGGCGCUGAGCUCGAGGGUCGACUACGAGCGCAGAAUGCGAGGACCCAUCGCGCCUGCCAGCUUUAGAGUGAACAUACCGCUUCAGAACUUGCGUGCGUUUUCCGAGGCCUUCGAAUGUGACGGCAAGGCCAAGAUGAACCCGGAGAGAAGAUGCAUCAUCUGGUGACUGACUCAUUGCGGCAUGCACCUCAAGCAAAGGCUCCUAUAGCGGCGCCACUUGGCGCAGCAUUGGCGCUUUUCCAAAAAGCGUGUUUUCUUGCUCUUCACAUUGACAAAAAAGCGAUAAUAAAAUAGCGUAUGUCCUUAGCCAUCUUUCAGCACAAUGCGUGCAAUGUCUAUGGUUGAACCGAAUUGCAACCUGGCCUCGUUUAUUCGUCGACAGCAAUUUGCGAAACAGUCCAGGACAGACC
Messenger RNA from Rhipicephalus sanguineus (brown dog tick), 794 nucleotides. Its product is annotated as neprilysin-21-like. Gene Ontology annotation, biological process: protein processing. Lineage: Eukaryota; Metazoa; Arthropoda; Arachnida; Ixodida; Ixodidae. Gene Ontology annotation, cellular component: plasma membrane. The record is from RefSeq and is a predicted model, not a curated record. The transcript has 6 exons. Gene Ontology annotation, molecular function: metalloendopeptidase activity. The coding region runs from base 191 to 550 and encodes 119 amino acids.